This is a messenger RNA of Penicillium psychrosexuale, 3594 nucleotides long. RefSeq names its product putative calcium-translocating P-type ATPase(PMCA-type) (gene pmcB). The transcript has 5 exons. Bases 1 to 3594 code for a protein of 1197 amino acids. Gene Ontology annotation, biological process: calcium ion transmembrane transport; intracellular calcium ion homeostasis. The record is from RefSeq and is a predicted model, not a curated record. Gene Ontology annotation, cellular component: membrane; intracellular membrane-bounded organelle. Lineage: Eukaryota; Fungi; Ascomycota; Eurotiomycetes; Eurotiales; Aspergillaceae. Gene Ontology annotation, molecular function: P-type calcium transporter activity; ATP hydrolysis activity; ATP binding.
AUGGCGUGGAACCCACCAGACCCAGCUCGGCUGAUGGUUCAAAAUGCCUCGCAUCGACUGUCACAGUCGAUCGAUGGCGAUACAUUGCGUCCGCGGGCGGACUCAUUCGCUUCUUCAGCAGAUACCGUAGUUCGUUCGCGGGCGAACUCCGAGGUAGACCCGGCCCAUACUUCCAAAGAUGUCUACGACGAUGUCUCGCUGUCGGAUGCUUUGAAACCGGACCCGAGGAAUGAAGCCGAUUUCCAGGUGGAGGAUAAUCGGUUUGCGUUCUCCCCGGGUCAACUAAACAAAAUGCAGAACCCGAAGUCCUUGGCUGCAUUCCAUGCUCUUGGUGGCUUACAAGGUCUGGAGCGGGGUCUGCGAACAGAUCUCAAGGCCGGUUUGUCAAUAGAUGAAGGGUGUCUGGAGGGCAAUGUCGAGUUCCAGGAUGUGGCACCUUCAGCGCAACACACAUCUACGGAAAAAUCCCCAUCAAAACCUAUCACUUCGGCGCCGGCGCCGGUUUCAUCUGGUCAUGGCUCACCCUUCGAAGACCGCAUUCGUGUCUUCAGUCAGAACAAACUACCUGCUCGGAAGUCGACCGGGUUCCUGAAAUUAUUUUGGGCUGCAUAUAACGACAAAAUUAUUAUAUUAUUGACUAUUGCCGCCGUGGUCUCGCUAUCCCUGGGGAUAUACGAGACCGUGUCAGAAGGCACAGGCGUCCAGUGGGUGGAAGGAGUCGCCAUCUGUGUAGCAAUUUUGAUUGUUACAAUCGUCACAGCUGCGAACGAUUGGCAAAAAGAGAGACAAUUUGCCAAACUCAAUAAACGGAACGAUGACCGUCAAGUCCAAGUCACCCGCUCAGGCAAACCCGACAUGGUUUCAAUCUACGAUAUUAUGGUCGGCGAUAUCCUCCAUCUCGAGGCAGGCGAUUCCAUCCCAGCAGAUGGAAUCUUAGUUUCAGGCUACGGGGUGAAGUGCGAUGAGUCUUCCGCCACCGGCGAGUCGGAUCAAAUGAAGAAGACCCCUGGCCAUGAAGUCUGGCAGCAAAUUGUCGACGGCAAGGCAACCAAGAAACUCGACCCGUUUCUGAUCUCCGGUAGCAAGGUCCUUGAAGGGUUGGGAACUUAUGUUGUCACCAGUGUUGGACCCUAUUCUACCUACGGACGGAUCUUGUUGUCGCUGCAGACUCCUAAUGACCCAACGCCGCUUCAGGUCAAGCUGGGUAAGCUGGCAGAUUGGAUUGGGUAUUUGGGUACAGCAGCUGCUGGUAUUCUGUUCUUUGUUUUGCUAUUCCGAUUUGUCGCCGAUCUGCCCAAUCACCCGGAAAGGAACGGUGCUAUGAAAGGAAAAGAAUUUGUGGAUAUUCUUAUUGUUGCUGUCACGGUUAUUGUGGUCGCUAUUCCAGAGGGCCUUCCACUGGCAGUAACGCUGGCUUUGGCCUUCGCUACUACCCGAAUGGUCAAGGAGAACAACCUAGUCCGUGUCCUCCGCGCAUGCGAGACAAUGGGAAAUGCCACGGUCAUCUGCUCUGAUAAAACAGGUACAUUGACACAGAACAAAAUGACCGUUGUGGCCGGAACCUGGGGCUCGAAUCAAAACUUCAGCCAGAGAACCGAAGAUGAAGAUGUGGAAGGUUCAAUGACUACUUCGGCAGUCUCCCAGAAACUAUCAGCUCCCAUCAAAGAUUUGAUCAUCAAGAGCAUCGCUUUGAACUCGACUGCGUUUGAACGGGAAAAGGACGGCUCCAUCGAUUUUGUCGGUAGUAAGACCGAGGUUGCGAUGCUUCAGUUGGCUAGGGAUUAUAUGGGCAUGGAUCUUGUCUCGGAGCGUGGCUCCGCUGAGAUCACCCAAUUGAUUCCUUUCGACUCCGACAGGAAGUGCAUGGGUGUUGUUUACCGUGUUCCUGGAGCUGGCUACCGACUGCUUGUCAAGGGAGCGUCCGAGUUGAUGGUCGGCGUCUGCACCGCAGAAAUUGUCAACAUUGAUAUUUCCAAGGAGAGACCCGAUGUGGAGCAGCUUUCUGACGAACAAAAGAAAAACCUUCUGGAGAUCAUCGACAAUUAUGCCCACAAGUCUCUUCGAACGAUUGGCAUAGUCUACAAGGACUUCGCAAGCUGGCCACCGAUCGAAGCCAAACAUUCUGAGGAUCCUUCAGCAAACUUCGAGGAUUUCUUCCAUGAUAUGACUUGGGUUGGAGUUGUAGGUAUCCAAGACCCUCUUCGCCCCGAAGUCCCAUCGGCCAUUCGCAAAUGUCACUCGGCAGGCGUCCAGGUCAAGAUGGUGACUGGUGACAACGUUGCCACUGCCACUGCUAUUGCAACUUCUUGCGGAAUCAAGACGGAAGAUGGAUUGGUCAUGGAAGGUCCCAAGUUCCGCCAACUCACAAACGAGGAGAUGGAUGAAGUGGUUCCGCGCCUGCAAGUGCUGGCACGAUCAUCCCCCGAAGACAAGCGAAUCUUAGUCGAACGUCUCAAGGCCCUCGGUGAAACGGUCGCCGUGACAGGUGAUGGUACCAACGACGGACCGGCUUUGCGGACUGCAGAUGUCGGCUUCUCCAUGGGUAUUGCUGGUACUGAGGUCGCGAAGGAGGCGAGUUCGAUUAUUCUCCUGGAUGAUAAUUUCAAGUCCAUCAUCACAGCGAUCGCUUGGGGACGAGCUGUUAAUGACGCCGUUGCCAAGUUUUUGCAAUUCCAAGUCACGGUCAAUAUCACGGCCGUGAUCCUCACUUUUGUGUCAUCUGUGUACAGCAGUGAGAACACCAGUGUUUUGACAGCUGUGCAGCUGCUCUGGGUGAACCUGAUCAUGGACACAUUCGCCGCUCUCGCCUUAGCCACGGAUGCCCCGACUGAAAAGAUUCUCGACCGCAAGCCUGUCUCCAAACACGCCUCCCUCUUCACAAUGACCAUGUGGAAGAUGAUCCUUGGCCAAGCAGUCUACCAGCUAGCCAUCACGUUCAUGCUUUAUUUCGCAGGCGAAAAGCUCCUCAACGCCCAUCUCAGCUCCGAGCCCGAGAUGCGCGCGAAACAACUCUCGACCGUGGUGUUCAACACGUUCGUGUGGAUGCAGAUCUUCAACGAAUUCAACAAUCGCCGCCUCGACAACAAGUUCAAUAUCUUCGAGGGCAUGUUCCGCAAUUACUGGUUCUUAGGAAUCAACGCCAUCAUGAUCGGUGGCCAGAUCAUGAUCGUCUUCGUGGGCGGCCAGGCAUUCAACGUGACUCGCUUAAACGGCACCCUCUGGGGCGUGUGUUUGAUCUGUUCUAUUGCCUGCUUGCCUUGGGCUAUCGUGCUCCGACUUAUCCCAGACUACUAUUUCGGGCUUGUUUUCAAUGCCGCUGUUGGCGGUAUGGCUGUUGUUUUGCGCCCGCUUUCCAAGGGGUGCAAGGUAAUCGGUCGAGGCAUCAGGUCUUUCUUUAGGCCUGUGAAGCGUUUCACUCGCCGUAUUUUCAACAAGCGGAAGUCAGAAGAUGAACUCGAGUUGAAACCAAAGUCUACUGAUCCUGAAGAAGCUCCUGAGAGACUACAACUGAACACGCAAAAGCCCUCUCCUGAGCGUCUGGCCACGCCUACUCCUGUCGUCAUUCCCCCUAUCACGAUUACUACGUCUCCUUAG